Messenger RNA from Lathyrus oleraceus (garden pea), 1281 nucleotides. RefSeq lists its product as uncharacterized. The transcript is spliced from 7 exons. The record is from RefSeq and is a predicted model, not a curated record. Bases 1 to 1281 code for a protein of 426 amino acids. NCBI's taxonomy places the organism in Eukaryota, Viridiplantae, Streptophyta, Magnoliopsida, Fabales, Fabaceae.
AUGAGUGUUGAGCAAAGACAAGAAGAAUUGGCUAGAAGGCGUUCGAAUUAUAGACAAAAUAAAGACAAAGGAAAACAAGUUCAAACAUGUGAUCUUUCUGAUAUGAGAACCAUGAUGCCAUUUCAAGACUUGACAAAUGCCAAUUUUGCUUCUUGGUUUUAUCAAAGAGCACAUGACAAUGAAGUUGGACCGAGUACCACAUAUGCCAGUCGCAUUCCAUCCACGGAUCAAAAUUUUACAUACCCGAUUUUCCAACAAAAUGAUAACCCCGAAGCAAGAUCAUUUAUAAGAAAUAUUGAUGACAAUGAUUGUGAAUCAUAUUCGCAAAAUAUUAAUUCACCUGUUGAAACUCACGAAACACAAACAGUUUUUGAUCAAGAAUCAAGAUAUAUUUUUCAAGCAAGACAUAACAUUGCUAGAAAUUUUCGAAAUACUGUUAUGACAAUAAAAUCCCUACUUCCUACUUCGAGUGAGUGUAGACGAUGCAAUGCAAAAUUGUUUCAUAGAGAAUCUCAAGAUAUGUGUUGCAAAGGUGGAAAGGUGACAAUUUCACAAGUGCCUGCUCCUGACGAGUUGUUACAAUUAUUUUUAGACAGUUCUACUGAAGGCAGACAUUUUAGACAACAUAUUAGAAGUUACAACCAUGUAAUGUCGUUUACUUCACUAGGUGUUCAUGUCGACGAAAGUUUGGUUGCAACUGGUCGUGGUAUUUACACAUUUUGUCUUGCACUAGAGCCAAAUAUUGAACAAUGUAGGUUACUCAUUAAAGAAAGUCCAUCGAAUCAACCCCAAUAUAGUCUCCCUUCAGCUUCCCCAGUCACAACAAUUGUUAUAGGCGGUGGUGAUGAAGAUACAAUAGAACGUGGAAGAGAUAUAAAUGUCAUUAAUUGUGAUGGAAAGCUAACAAAGAUUCGUCAUAAUGAUCAAUUUGUAUUGUUAAAAUCGGGUCGACUUUUACAACAGUAUGUUGUAGACAAUUAUGUAAAGAUUGUGACAGGAAGGUUGAGAUGGAUCCGAAGAAAUCAAAAUAAUAUUCGGACUGAGGUAUAUCAGGGGUUACAAGAUGCAUUGCAUGAUGGGGAGAAUAACGCAGAUAAUAUCGGACAAAGAACAAUACUGCCAUCGUCAUUUAUUGGCAGUAAGCGAGAUAUGACACAGAGAUACCAAGAUGGUAUGGCCAUUGUUCUUAACAAUGGUAAACCAGACAUAUUCCUUACAAUGACAUGCAAUCCUUUUUGGAUUGAUAUAACUUCCAAACUAGGCCUCCACCAAACCCCAUAA